AUGUCACUUCCUGUCGUGUCCUGCGGCCGUGCUCGGGGCACGUGGAGUGUCGGUUGGCGGUUUGAAGGGGUUAUGGAGGCGGCGGAGAGUCAGAGGGAGAUGGCAAGGCUGCGGCAGGAGCUGCGCGACAAGGAGGCGGAGGUGGCGGGGCUCAGAGCCGCGAUGGAGCAGCUGCAGCAGAAAUCGUGUUGUACCUUUGCUGAACCCAGAAACAUGUCUUUAGCUACACAAGUAACGAAGGUUGCUUCGUUGAGAGAAAAAUCAUCUCUCUCUCAAGAAGAAAUAAUGAGAUACAGCAGGCAGCUUGUCCUUCCAGAACUAGGAGUCAAAGGUCAACUCAACCUGUCCAAGAAAGCUGUUUUGAUAGUGGGAUGUGGAGGGCUAGGUUGUCCAGCUGCACAGUACUUAGCUGCUGCAGGCAUUGGUCGAUUGGGCUUACUUGAUUGGGAUGAAGUUGAGCUUAGUAACCUACAGAGGCAGGUCCUCCAUGGAGAAGAUAGAGUGGGUGUGCAGAAAGCAUUAUCUGCAGCAGUCACAAUAAAUCGGUUGAAUUCAAAGGUUGAAUGCAUACCUUACCACUUUCAAUUGAAUUACAAGAAUGCAAUUCAGCUUAUUCAACAAUAUGACAUUAUAGUAGAUUGUUCUGACAACGUACCCACCCGUUUUCUUGUCAAUGACACUUGUGUACUGAGUGGGAAGCCGCUGGUUUCAGCUAGUGCUCUGAGGUUUGAAGGACAGCUCACGGUAUAUAAUUACAAUGGUGGUCCAUGCUAUAGAUGUCUCUACCCAAAACCACCUCCAGCUGAAACUGUAACUAACUGUGCAGAUGGAGGAGUACUGGGUGUUGUACCAGGAAUUAUGGGAUGCAUUCAGGCUUUGGAGGUGCUGAAGAUUGCUUCUGGAAUAGGAUCAUCUUACAGCCAACAGAUGUUAGUGUUUGAUGCUUUAGAAGCUCGAUUCCGCAAUAUUAAACUUCGACCUAAACAGCCAGCCUGUGCAGUGUGCAGUAACAAUCCCACAAUAAAAGAAUUGAUUAACUACGAGAGAUUUUGUGGUUCAGCAGCAACUGAUAAGUGCAGGACACUUAAAUUACUACCAAAAGAACAAAGAGUAACUGUUGAGGAAUAUAAACAACUUUUGGAUCAAGUGGUCCCUCACAUCCUGGUAGACGUUCGGCCACAAGUAGAAGUUGACAUUUGCCGCUUGCCUCAUUCUAUUUAUGUUCCUUUAGCCAAAUUAGAGGAAAAGAAUGCGGACUCCAUGAAGCUUUUACAGAGUAACAUCACCAUGUGUAGAAAAGAAGCAGCAUGUGAUUCAGCCACAUUACCAGUGUUUGUCAUCUGUAAACAAGGAAAUGAUUCCCAGAAGGCUGUUAAAAUCUUAGAAGAGAUAUUGGACAAAGGCCUGGGCACAUUAUUUGUGAAGGAUAUCCAGGGUGGACUAAUGGCUUGGGCUCGUAAGAUUGACAAAACUUUCCCACAGUACUGAUUUUUAUAAAGAUGGGGAGAGAGAAAAAAAACAUUGAACAUAAAUUCUGAAGUUUUCAUAAAAAGCACUUGUUAAUGUUUUACAUUUUCCAUCUAUAGCUAAUUACUGUUAAGUGAACAGAUGCAAUGGAAGAAAUCCUUUUUGUCUACUCAUUGGUUUCUUUGUAGCUAGAAAAAAUAACCUGCACAAUGUUUCUGUUGGAAAAUAAAUCAUUCUAAGGACAGGUAAUAUCUAUGCCAAUUGUUGGUGUCUAGUGUCAUUGUGCAUUUAGCCUUUCAGUGAUCAGGUCACAACCAAUUAGUAACUAAAUACAGCUGUGUGGAAAAUCUCUUGGGUUAUUCGGUUAAUUUAUUUUAUUAUGUACUUUGUGUUACAUACCAACUCAUGUGGUACUGAAUUACUAAUAACCUAUGAUGAGGACUAAAGACUGACCAAUAAGUGGCAAUUGAUACAUUACAAAUAAAUGAAACAAAUGGACCAUACAGAAAUUCUGGCAAAAAGAGUUGAGACUGUGAACAUAAUCAUCAUCAUAUUGCUCAGAGCAGUUAAUACUCAUGCUAACAAUAGUGGAACUUGUAUCAACAAAAUUUGUCUUUGUUUAUAACUUUGCCGAAAUUGAAUAAAGCUUUCAUGAUUCUACACCUCAGUUAAUACUGCUUCUACAUGGGUUCUAUUACUGUAGUAUUGAAAUCUAUGGAUAAAAGGAAUAUGAUUUACAUUCUUAAUAAUUGGAUUGCAUAUAAUUUGUUUGCAUGGAUGGCUCACAAUUUCAAAUCAUCUGGAUGGAUAGAUUGGAAUCACUUUAAAAAAAAAGUAAUUCCUUUUAAACUGAAUUAAUUAUAUUUUCAGUAGGAUGGCAUCACAACAAUAGUACCCUUCAUGCAGAACACAAAAAAUGUCAGCUUUUAUUUAGGGUGUUCCAAAAGCAAUAACAAUCUACUGCAAAUGUAAGAUGUGAACCAGCAGCACAUUGUGAUAAAUAACAACUUCAUGAGGGUGAUUGCAAUCCUUUGAUCAUGUGGGAGCUAACGGACUGAUCGUAUGAUAUGGCAGUUAGUUUGGCUAUCAGAAUCAAUACACUUACCUAAGGUAUAAAUCAAAAAUAUACGUUAAACACCCAUUAUGUGAGAUACAUAUAUUGAACAGACCUGAUAAUUUACAAUUUCAUCAGGUUUGUUUGUUUGGGUAAAUUAUCCAAUGGAUGCCCAAUAUAAAACAUUUGCUGUUACCAAUGAGAAUAUCAUGUCUGUCAAGUAAUCUGUCCUUUGACAUUUAAUCAAUUGCAAUUUUUGUCAUAUUGUAUUCGUAUGU
Callorhinchus milii (elephant shark) is the source of this 2799-nucleotide messenger RNA. RefSeq names its product molybdenum cofactor synthesis 3 (gene mocs3). Gene Ontology annotation, molecular function: thiosulfate-cyanide sulfurtransferase activity; URM1 activating enzyme activity; adenylyltransferase activity. The coding region runs from base 1 to 1488 and encodes 495 amino acids. Gene Ontology annotation, cellular component: cytosol; cytoplasm. The transcript has 13 exons. Gene Ontology annotation, biological process: tRNA wobble position uridine thiolation; protein urmylation. NCBI's taxonomy places the organism in Eukaryota, Metazoa, Chordata, Chondrichthyes, Chimaeriformes, Callorhinchidae. The record is from RefSeq and is a predicted model, not a curated record.